This is a messenger RNA of Galendromus occidentalis (western predatory mite), 414 nucleotides long. RefSeq names its product cytochrome b-c1 complex subunit 7. The record is from RefSeq and is a predicted model, not a curated record. Gene Ontology annotation, cellular component: respiratory chain complex III. The transcript is spliced from 2 exons. Gene Ontology annotation, biological process: mitochondrial electron transport, ubiquinol to cytochrome c. The coding region runs from base 54 to 383 and encodes 109 amino acids. Lineage: Eukaryota; Metazoa; Arthropoda; Arachnida; Mesostigmata; Phytoseiidae.
GUUGUUGUUUCUCCUUGGUGUGAGGGCUCUCCCUGCAGCUGCCAAAAGGCAAAAUGUUGAUCCGACUUCUCACUUCGAAAUUGCCCGAGAAUCUGAAGAAAGUACUCUACAAGGCUGACCGGUACCACCGGCUGGGCUGCCUGCACGAUGAUAUGUGGAGAGAUUCACCUCUGAUUGAUGAAGCCGUGCGUCGUCUCCCGAAGAAGGUGCAAGACGAGCGGAACUACCGCAUCGUGCGAGCCUUCCAAUUGAGCUUGACUCAUACGCUGCUGCCGGAGAAAGAGUGGACGUCUUACGAUGCUGACCAUUACUACCUUGAGCCGUACAUCAAGGAGGUCGAGGAGGAGAUGGAAGAAAUCAAACAAUGGCUUAAAACUCAUUAGAAGCAGUCCUAAUAAAGUAUAUUAAGUUUUA